CCGUGCGUUCACUCAGCGGACGAGAGAGGAUGGCCGACCAGAGUAGGCAAGUCAAAAUCGCCGCAGCUAGGAAAAAGCUGGAGGAGUUCAAGCAGAAGAGCGCUCCGCCACCUAGCUCCGCCGGGCCCAAGAAGAAGCGAAAGGGGAAGGCUGGGAAACAGCUGGACGUCUCCACACCAGACAGACACUCGCCAGACAAUGCCCCGGCCGAGUCGGAGGCCCGCUCCUCCCCGGUGGGCGUGCUUGCGGAGGGGGCAGCGAGUGGGGAGGGGGGCCGAGGCUCUCCCGUCGUCUCUAACACCGCUAGCACUAUUAACACAGAGCCUGCCAGCCACGCCAGCGCCACGCAGAGCUGCAACCAGGAUGCCAACUGCCAUGACAACGGUACAGAUGAGAACAGGCCUUUGUCGUCUACAGAAAGCCUCAGGCAGCUGUCCCAACAGCUCAAUGGCCUGCUCUCUGAGUCAUCCACAACAUACGUCAAUGGAGACAGCGCUCCCUCGCCAGUCAACGAGAAAGAGCUAGAGGCUAGGAACCAGGAGCUGGUCGCUGCCCUGGACUCCAGCAAGCUAACAAACUCUCAGCUCAGUACUCAGCUGCAGCAGCUGACACAGCAAUCCCAAGAGCUCAGUGACACACUUCAGAAGGAGCGCAAAGACUUUGAGCAGAAGUUUGUGAAGGAGCAGGGAGCUAUGAGGGAGCAACUGCAGGUGCACAUCCAGACCAUUGGCAUCCUGGUGUCUGAGAAGACGGAGCUGCAGACGGCCCUGUCCUACACGCAGCAGGCGGCGCGGCAGAAGACGGCCGAGGCAGACGAGCUCAACAACAGGCUGCAGGCUAGCAAGCAGAGGGUCUCGGAGCUGGAGAGAACACUAUCCACCGUCUCCACGCAGCAGAAGCAGCAUGACAAGCAUAACAAAGAGCUGGAGAAGGAGAGGGACAGUCUACGGCUGGAGGUCUUCAGGCUAAAUAACUCUAAUGAGGAGGCUCGUCAGCAGCUGUCGGAGGUGGGUGAGCAGCUGCGUCUGCGCGUGGGGGAGAACAGCAGCCUCACGCUGGAGCUGGACGACCUGCGCAGACGACUGGAGAUGGCAGACGUCAUGCUGCAACAGUUCUCCAAUGAGUCUGGGCCCCCUACAGCCAAUCAGCAGGUCCAGCUACUGCUUGAAGAGAAACAUCAGCUGGAGACUCAUGCAGCCCAGUUGAAUGAGUCUGUGGCCCAGCUGCAGACAGAGAGAGACCAGUACGCCCUGCAGAUGCAGGAGGACGGACGCGUCUGGAAGGAGAAGACCGAGCAGCUGCUCUCACAGGUGACACUACUGUCAGAAGAGAGGGAUACGACCAGUGUUCAGGUCCACGAGCUGGAAGCCCAAAUUCAGGAACUGAAGAAUGCUGCUGUUGUGUUGCAUGAGCAGCAUCAGCAGCAGAGUGCGGUGGCGCCCCCCUCAGGUCCCUCUGAGACAGAGCAGGCUCUGCAGGAGGCCCUCAGCACAGCACAGCAGGAGAGAGAUGCACUCGGCCUACAGUACCAGGCCCAGGUGCGUGACAACGAGCAGCUGUCGCGGCUGUGCCAGGAGCAGGAGGCGCGCAUGGAGGAGCUGGAGCGGGAGGCGCAGGUUGCGGCCGGGGAGACGCAGGACAGGAGGAGGAUCCUGGAGGACGCCCAGAGCGACAAGGCCACCAUCAGCAGAGCGCUCGCACAGAACCGGGAACUCAAGGACCAGCUCGCGGAACUGCAGAACGGAUUUGUGAAGCUGACCAAUGAAAACAUGGAGUUGACGAGCGCCAUCCAAUCAGAGCAGCACGUGAAGAAAGAACUGGCACGGCGGAUGGGCCAGCUGGCAGAGGACCUGCACAAUGCCAAAGAACAGCUUCAGGAGCGUAGUGUGGAGGCGGUGUCCGUGUGUGAGCAGCGGGACCAGUAUGCGCUGCACCUGCAGCAGUACUCCUCCGGGUACCAGCAGCUGGCGCAGGAGCGCGAGGAGCUGCACAAGCGCAUCCUGCAGCAGGCGCAACUCAUGGACCGGCUGCAGCACGACGAGGUGCAGGGCAAAGUGCAGCUGGAACAGAGCACGCUGCAGCUGCAACAGGCACAGGAGAGGCUGAACCAGCUGGCCAGGGACAACGAGGAGCUGAAGUCUGAGGUGCAGGAGCUGCUCAACAGCUCCAUGCUGGCCUCCACGUCCAGAGACCAGGGCGACGGCCUGGAGAGUCAGGCUGCACCGGCACCGGAGGGGGCGGAGAAGUCCGCCAUCGCCAUCCCAGAGGACUUCGACAGCAGGGAAGAGAUGGAGGAGUUUCUGCAGACGGUGUUGGUGCGAGUGGAGCGGGAGAGAGACGAGUUGCAGAGGCAGCUGGAGGAGGAGAGGAGGCUGCACCACACGGCCCUCCAGCAGCAGCAGGCCGCAGUACUGAGCCAGCAACAGCAGGGGGCAGUGAUGGCCCAACAGCAACAGCAGCAGCUGCAGCAGCUGGAGAGCGUCACGACUGGUCCCAGUGUCACCGUAUCUGGCCCAGGUGAGUCGGGUAGUGUGCCGGCGGAGGUGCACGAGGCGUUGCGUGUUGCCAUGGAGCAGCUGCAGGAGCGCUUCACCAGUCUGAUGCAGGAGAAGGCCGACCUCAGGGAACGCUUGGAGGAGCUGGAGCACCGCUGUAUACAGCUGUCUGGAGAAACGGACACCAUAGGGGAGUACAUUGCUCUGUACCAGAACCAAAGAGCCAUCAUGAAGCAGAGGCACAUAGAGAAGGAGCAGUACAUCAACAUGCUGGCCCAGGACAAAGAGGAGAUGAAGGCAAAGCUGUCUGAGCUGCAGGAGCUGGUGAUGCGUCUGGUGGGCGAGAGGAACGAGUGGUACACACGCUACGUCAGCGCCGUCAACGGCACUCACGAGCCCCACGACCCCCAUGGCAUGGAAACGCAGCAGGACGAACCGCAGAGACGCAUGGAGCUCAACGCCGUGGACGGACCAGAGUCCAUGGACAUGAGUACCGCCGUGCCGCCGGACCCCACAGCAGCCCAGGCCACGAUGGAACUGGGAACUGACGACCAACAUCAUCACACCUCGUCUCCAGAACAGGAGGGGGCAGCAGAUGGCCAGGUCCAGUGUGAGACGGCGGCCACCACCAACGCACCCGCAGCCGGCGCGGGCACGGGCACCCUGCGGCCCGUGGAGGACGGCACGGCGCGGCAGAUCAUGCAGCUGCUGCAGGAGAUCCAGAACCCGCAGUCCCGGCCCCCGCCCCCCUUCCUGGGGGAGAACCCCUGCAUCCCCUUCUUCUACCGGCCCGACCAAAACGACGAGGUCAAGAUCCUCGUGGUCUGAGGAGAGGGAGAGAUGGAGAGGGGGACGCGGACCCAGGACAGGGCAGGACAUGAGAGAGGAGGGGGGGCGGUAGGGGACAGGAGAGGACUUGAGAGGAACCCAGAUGGACCCAAACCUCAAUAUGAAAACCAAGCAUUCAACACCCAAACCCAGGAGAGGAUCGAACACAAGGCAAAGCGAGACAGGACAGGCCAGGCAAACCUGAUGAAAACAAAACCCUAAUCCAACAUCUAACCCCCUGCACAGCUCCAUAUUCUUCGUGUACUGCUCUCCUGCUGGUGCAAGGAGGGCAUUGGACAGCACCCGAGAGAGAGGAGCGGGGGAGAGCUGAGAGGCAAGCAACAUAUGGCUGCAGGAGGAAACCUGAUGAACACAAAUCCCAAUCCCACACCCAACCCCCAGCAUCGCUCUAUAUACUCAGCUCCUCCAGUACUCUCUCUAUCUCUCUCUAUCUCUCUCUAUCUCUCUCUCUGUCUCUCUCUCUCUCUCUCUCUCUCUCUCUCUCUCUCUCUCUCUCUCUCUCUCUCUCUCUCUCUCUCUCUCUCUCUCUCUCUCUCUCUCUCUCUCUCCUGACGAGCACACAAGGAGAGGUCUGAGGAGAGGUACGGGGACAUGACGAGGAAGGAGGUGUGUUUCUCCACUGUGUUGUUGCUAGCAACUUAGUUGGUUGUCAAUGGUAAUGCAUUGCGAGUGGUUAGCAACGAGGCUUUUGGGAAGGGGGAUCCUGGGCAGAACAGCACAGGACAGGACAUUACAGGACAGGACAGGACACAGGCAACAUGGAAUAGGAGGAAAGCAGAUGAACACAUCCCCCCAAAUAUGAAAACCACAAUCUACCACCCCCCACCCCCCCCAGCAUAGCUCCAAUGCUCUUUCUGUGCUGUGCUCUUCCUCUUGCACUUUGUCUUUGCACUAGUGCUCGCAUUCAGCUCAGCUAGUUUGUGUUGCUUUUCUUCUUUUCCUUCUCUCUUUCGUCCUCUUUGUAUCUCACAUUGUCAGUCUUGUCCAUUCACUCUCCUGUUCUCUCUCUCUCUCUCUCUCUCUCUCUCUCUCUCUGCGUCUCUCUGCGUCUCUCUGCUUGUCUUAAUGUGUGGGCAUGGUGUGUGUAUGAGUCUAGUGUGAGGUGUGCAUGUGUUGUUGAUUGUCUUCAGUACACCUGCUCUACACCAUAGGAGAGAGACUCUGGACCUGGUGUUGUGUAACUGAAUAGUGAAUGGGCAUUCAUCUGUGCUUCUAAGAUCUCUGUUUUUGUUGCUUUUCUUUUCUUUUCUUUUCUUUUCUUU
This is a messenger RNA of Engraulis encrasicolus (European anchovy), 4606 nucleotides long. RefSeq names its product golgin A2 (gene golga2). The record is from RefSeq and is a predicted model, not a curated record. Gene Ontology annotation, biological process: Golgi organization. The transcript is spliced from 25 exons. NCBI's taxonomy places the organism in Eukaryota, Metazoa, Chordata, Actinopteri, Clupeiformes, Engraulidae. Gene Ontology annotation, cellular component: Golgi apparatus; Golgi cisterna membrane; cis-Golgi network. Bases 30 to 3323 code for a protein of 1097 amino acids. Gene Ontology annotation, molecular function: protein binding.